Molecule: messenger RNA, 2628 nt
Organism: Arabidopsis thaliana (thale cress)
Lineage: Eukaryota; Viridiplantae; Streptophyta; Magnoliopsida; Brassicales; Brassicaceae
Product: PAZ domain-containing protein / piwi domain-containing protein
Exons: 21
Coding region: 1-2553 (850 amino acids)
Biological process (GO): defense response to virus
Molecular function (GO): nucleic acid binding; RNA binding
Source: RefSeq, marked reviewed
AUGGAUACGACUCUACCGCCUCCUCAACACAUGGAACGUGAACCUUUGAAGAGCAAGAGUAGUCUUCUUCCAAUGACUCGCCGUGGCAACGGUUCCAAAGGACAGAAGAUUCUUCUGCUCACUAACCACUUCAGAGUCAACUUCAGAAAACCAAACAGUCAUAAUUUCUUCCAUUACAGCGUUACUAUCACAUAUGAAGAUGGUAGUCCACUUUUAGCCAAAGGUUUUGGCAGAAAGAUUCUUGAAAAAGUUCAACAGACUUGUCAAGCUGAUUUGGGUUGCAAACAUUUUGCUUAUGAUGGCGACAAGAAUCUUUAUACUGUUGGUCCUCUUCCUAGAUCCAGUCUAGACUUCUCUGUUGUUCUUGAAACCGCGCCUUCUAGGAGAAACGCAGACAAAAGACUAAAGCUUCCUCACCAAUCCAAGAAAUUCAAUGUUGCAAUCCUUUUUGCGCCUCCAGAAAUCCCAAUGGAAGCUAUUGCAAAUGCUCUUCAAGGAAAGAAAACUAAACAUCUUCUAGAUGCUAUCAGAGUGAUGGACUGUAUUUUGAGCCAAAAUGCAGCUAGACAAGGUUGCCUCCUAGUUCGGCAAUCUUUCUUCCACAAUGACGCAAAGUACUUUGCGAAUAUCGGUGAAGGUGUAGAUUGUUGCAAAGGAUUUCAUUCAAGCUUCAGAACUACUCAGGGAGGCUUGUCCCUCAAUAUUGAUGUUUCGACUGCUAUGAUAGUAAAACCUGGUCCUGUUGUUGAUUUUCUUAUUGCAAAUCAAGGUGUGAACGAUCCAUUCUCUAUUAACUGGAAAAAGGCUAAAAAUACUCUGAAAAAUCUUAGAGUUAAAGUCCUCCCUUCAAAUCAAGAAUACAAGAUAACCGGACUAAGUGGACUACACUGCAAAGAUCAAACGUUUACUUGGAAGAAAAGGAACCAAAACAGGGAAUUUGAGGAGGUUGAGAUUACAGUGUCCGAUUACUUCACUAGGAUCCGUGAAAUCGAACUGCGUUACUCGGGUGGCUUACCUUGUAUCAAUGUUGGUAAGCCAAAUCGUCCUACCUACUUUCCCAUUGAGCUCUGUGAGCUUGUAUCUCUACAACGCUAUACUAAAGCGCUAACCAAAUUCCAGAGGAGUAACCUUAUCAAAGAAUCAAGGCAGAAUCCACAACAAAGAAUUGGUGUGUUAACCAGAGCUCUCAAGACUAGUAAUUAUAAUGAUGACCCAAUGUUGCAAGAAUGUGGUGUUAGGAUUGGCUCUGACUUCACUCAAGUCGAAGGCCGCGUGUUACCAACACCAAAGCUUAAAGCUGGCAAAGAACAAGACAUCUAUCCUAUUAAUGGGAGUUGGAACUUCAAGAACAAGCCAGCCACAGUUACUAGAUGGGCUGUUGUGAACUUCUCUGCUCGCUGUGACCCGCAAAAGAUUAUUGAUGAUUUGACCAGAUGUGGAAAGAUGAAAGGAAUUAACGUAGAUUCUCCAUACCAUGUCGUCUUUGAAGAAAAUCCUCAGUUUAAGGAUGCCACUGGUUCUGUAAGAGUUGAUAAGAUGUUUCAACAUUUACAAUCAAUACUCGGCGAAGUUCCUCCAAAAUUCCUUCUAUGCAUACUCGAAAAGAAAAACUCUGAUGUUUAUGAAAAAUCUUGUUCAAUGUGGAAUUGUGAAUGUAUUGUUCCUCCUCAAAACUUAAAUGAUCAGUAUCUCACAAAUCUUCUACUAAAGAUAAAUGCCAAGCUUGGUGGAUUGAAUUCAGUUUUGGAUAUGGAGCUGUCAGGAACAAUGCCUCUGGUAAUGAGAGUUCCUACCAUCAUUAUUGGAAUGGAUGUAUCUCAUGGUUCUCCUGGACAGUCUGAUCAUAUACCAUCCAUUGCCGCGGUUGUGAGCUCCAGAGAGUGGCCACUGAUCUCAAAAUACAGGGCUUGUGUGCGUACACAGUCGCCUAAAGUUGAAAUGAUCGAUAGCCUCUUUAAACCCGUCUCUGACAAAGAUGAUCAAGGUAUCAUGAGAGAGCUCUUGCUUGACUUUCACUCAAGUUCUGGAAAGAAACCGAAUCACAUUAUCAUUUUCAGGGAUGGUGUCAGUGAAUCUCAGUUUAACCAAGUUCUUAAUAUUGAACUGGAUCAGAUGAUGCAAAUAAACCACCACACGAAGUUCUUCCAAACCGAAAGCCCUAAUAAUGUUCUUCCAGGAACAAUAAUUGACAGCAACAUCUGUCACCAACACAACAACGAUUUCUAUCUUUGUGCUCAUGCUGGAAAGAUUGGAACUACAAGGCCAACACAUUACCAUGUGCUCUACGACGAGAUUGGAUUUGACACAGAUCAACUCCAAGAACUUGUGCAUUCACUAUCCUAUGUCUACCAGCGGAGCACAACUGCCAUCUCUCUUGUUGCGCCGAUAUGUUAUGCUCAUUUGGCGGCUGCACAGAUGGCAACUGCAAUGAAGUUUGAGGACAUGUCUGAGACUUCAUCGAGCCACGGCGGGAUCACCACAGCUGGAGCAGUCCCUGUGCCUCCCAUGCCGAAGCUGAACACCAACGUUGCUAGUUCAAUGUUCUUUUGCUGAAAGAACAAAAAUAAGCACAAGUGACUUGGCUUUUCUUCUAAUGAACAAACCAAAUAACAAGAUUGUUUCUCUCGC